This is a messenger RNA of Toxoplasma gondii ME49, 5626 nucleotides long. RefSeq lists its product as hypothetical. The record is from RefSeq and is a predicted model, not a curated record. The transcript is spliced from 4 exons. Bases 1239 to 3800 code for a protein of 853 amino acids. Lineage: Eukaryota; Apicomplexa; Conoidasida; Eucoccidiorida; Sarcocystidae.
CGCAUCCUUUCCUUUUUUGCGCGUUUUUCAUGAAAACUGACUUGGCUUCGAUGAACGUUCAGUGGAUAUUCAUAGAGCGUUCGCGCUGGCGACUCUUUUCCUGCAAAUCCUCACAAAGACAGUGGGAGCCGUUCGGCGCGUUUGUGAAUUCGAGAUUGUCCAUGUUGAAAGACGGCCAGGCAAACAGUUGUCUCUGGGGAACACAAAGCUUGGCAUUUUUCUUUUGCUCCAUUUCUCGCCUUUUCUCGACUGUGUGUCUCUCAGUCGCCUAGUCUCGGCUUCCUCCUCGUUUUUCGCGUUUCCUGAAACGGUGUCGCCUCUGGCGCAACUUUUCUUCGCCAGAAGAGGAAGAGCGUCCGGCAACCGAAGGGAGCCAACGCAGAAAGACUUCGCUUUUUGUUGAAUUGACUGGACGUCUGAGUUCGGGAGUUUUCUCGCUUCCCGGAGCCGCAGACUCCGAGAAAGCGAGGACUUGCUCAACGACACGAAUCUCCCCGUGCGCGCUUGCGUCUGCUCUCUUCGGUGGCAGAGCGGUAAACGAAGGCAAUGUGGAAGCAACCGUCAAAAAGGUCUGUCUGUUGCUUCUCUUUGAUCGCCUUCGUCUCCAACAUUCGUGACUUUCUCUCCUGGAGGCAGAAAAUAACGCCCUGACCUCUCCGGGCCUCCACUCUCGCUGUUGCAGUACUUUCCGCUGGACAUGUUUUUGAUGUCGGCCUCCUGCAGACCAGGUUGAGAGCGAGGACCAUCUGACGCGGACCUCCAGGUCCAUCUCUUUUCUUUAUGACAUUUGUACAACUUGCAUGGACAAAAAAACGCGGAUUCUUCAACUAUACGGUGGACGUCACUUUUGUCUCUUCGUUCGUUCCCUUCAUCUCCCCUUCGUCUCCUCCGCUUGUCUUCUUUCUCCCCUUGUGUGCUUCCUCGGUUUCACCUCCGUCGGCGGGAUAGACACACCGUUCUCAGGACAGGAAGUCAGGCGAGAACGGACGGCGUUUUCAUUUGCCGCGCCUCUGCUGUUUUAGCUCCUUUGAGGAGAAAGAAGUGACGUCGGAAAAGACAGUCGCGUUUCCGUCUCCGGUCCUCCUCUCGGUUCUGCCUUCCUUCCGCGACAGCCUUGUGCUCUGCGCCGACUGUUUUUGCCGAGAGAGAGCUCCAACGGGCGAGAGGCGUCUUCCUCAAAGGUUCGUUUUCUCCGCGUCUACACUCUUCUUCCUUCGCUGUCUCGCGGACGCCACAGGAUGGAUCAGCCAGAGUCGCAGCAAGAGGAGGCGAACGGAGACGCGCCGCCUGGCGAUCUUUCUGCCUCCGAAUCGAACGGCCCGGCGAACGAGAAAAGAGGCUCGACAGCGGCGCAGGCUGCUGCUUUCGCCUCCUGCCGGUCCGCGUCUCGCAGCUUGCUCGAUGACACACACCGGGCGACGAAGGCCGCGCGGGUCUGCGAAGCGCCAGCAGAGACGCAGGACUGUGGAGAGGACGUCAACGUAGCUGUCGAUGCGGAAGGAGGCGCCGCGGCGACGAAGCCUGCAGAAGACAGCGAGAGGGGAGAGUCGGAGAGCAGCGAGAGCGACAAGACCGCCUCCAGCGAGAUGAGCACUGCACCAGAGAGCAGGCCUUCGGCUCCGAACAAGAGCGAAAGGCCCUCUCGCGAGAAGAGCCUCUUCCCGGCAACAGACAGAGAUCCAUACUGCGCCGACGCCGAGUCUACGAAAAAAGAGAAAACGAAACGCUCUUGCUCGUCUCCCCCUGCCUCCAACGCGACCGCAAGUGUAUCUUCCUCCGCAGGUGUAUCUUCGACAGGAGUCUGUGCAUCCUGUCCGGUUUCUGUUUCCUCUGAGUCUGCUUCUAGACCGUCUGUGUCAGUGGAUGAGGCAGGCGAGGACGUUUCCGCCUUCUUCACGAUCGAAGUCGACGGGGACGCGUCGCUCGAGGCAGAGGCUCUUUCUUCUGUCUCCUCGCCGAAUCCGGCAGGGCAGGAUCUCCGCCCCGCGGUCGAGGCGGAGACAGCGCGGUGGCGGGCGCAGAGUCCUGGCCUGGGAGCUGCGUACGCGUUGUUGCAUGCGCGUCUGCUGUCCAGACUCCUCUCUCUGGGGGCUGUGCGACGCUGUAAUGACACCGCACACGAGCAGCCUGCGUCUCCGUCUCCGAAGCGAAGAAGACUCGAGGAAAAGGCGACGUCUCCUCUGGGAAGCGUCGAGUCGAGCCUCGCUCAGCAGCCACUGUCUUCUCCCGCACCGGGCUGCGAACGCUACGAAGUCUGUCAGGAGGUACUGUCGCAUCUCGUCCGCGAGGCUCAGGCCGCCUCUGCGCGCGCCUGCCAAGGCGGAUGGUCGAACUGCAUUCGGCGCGUUUUCGCGCGUUCUGGAGGCGAGAAAGAAACUCGGUACUAUUUCUCGCAGGACGGAAGCCCAAGAGCCGGCGGCAGGCGAUCCCUCCUGUCCUCUGCCUUGAAAAGGUCGCUCAUGGCGGAGGAACAGCGCGAGCAGCGUCACGAUGGCGAGCCGCAGAAAGGGAGGUCGACCGACGAUGGUCUGGAGACAGAGGAGCACGAAGGCAGUGUCUCGACUCUUCCUCGAAACGGAGAAUCAACCGACAACCACCGUUUUGGAGACAGCCAGAGUGUUCCCUCACCCUCCCCUGCCUCUGCUUCGUCUUCUGCCUCUGCUUCGUCUUCUGCCUCUGCUUCGUCUUCUGCCUCCGCUUCGUCUUCUGCCUCUGCUUCGUCGUCGGCCUCUGCUUCGUCUUCCGCCUCUGCUUCGUCGUCUUCUCAGCCGCUCUGGUUGGGGUCUUCAGUUCGUGAUGAGGAAGCGGAGAAACUGUUUUGUGUCUUGCCUCUGAAGAGCAGAGAGGAAACAGCAUGCUUGUCUUUCACCUGGAGAGAGUGGGUGACUCAUCACCGCUUCGUGCUCGCGAGUCACCAGAGUUCGACGUCGAUUUGCUACUUCUGCGGCCGACGCGCUUGUCCACGUUCAGAGGACUCCAGGACGCCUUGCCCAGCGACUCGCUGCGAGCACUGCUGUCAACGGGGGCACAGAGCCUCUCGUCAAGGCUGCAAUCGGGCAUUGUGCCUUCUUCACCGAAUCGAGGAAGCUUUUGAGGCGAGGUUCGAAGCGUCGCUCAGAGAGGACAGAGAAGACAUUCGCUGCAUUCGGUGCGGCGGUCGAGGGCACCUCAUCUGUGGAGAGGCGCCCGCCAGCGAGGGAUUCUCGACCCUUUCUGUGCGCUCAUGUACGAACACAAGAAACCGAGACGCCCGACAGAACACAGAUCCCUCUUUUCUCUGGACCGUGGACGAAGCCAAGAGGUACCUGGCUCGACUUCCCAGUUCCAUUCGAAGCAGGAAGCAGCCGCCGCCUCCGCCGCCACCCUCGACUGCGCUUCGCUCCGAGGACUUCGCCUGGAGCUCUCAGCAGGAGCAGCCAUAUGCAAAUGCACCGGAAUUUCGCGCGUUCGCACCGCGUCGAGGAGACUCCUGGAGAGGCGAGAGGGAAGCGCGGCACCGAGCAGACAGACGAGGAUACUCUGCUCGAUUCGCAGGAGAAGACGGCGACAGACGCGCUCACGCGUUUUCGCACUGGGGAAGAGACGAAGAGCGAAGAGACGAAAGAAGAGGCGAGAGCAGAGAAGAGAGGAGAGGAAGACACUGCGGCGCGGACAACGAGGGCCGAUGGAAAGAAGACAGAAGACACACGCCAGAUGCGGGUCCGCUUUGCUUUUGCCGAGAGGGGAGAGAUUCACUCUGUGGUUUUUGUGAUCCUUCUUUCAGUGUCGCCUUUCGCUUCACGAGCUCCGUUUUCGAAUAAAGUCUGCACUUUUUUUUGAAGUUUGUACCAUUUUUAAGUCUUCGGUUUUCUUCAUUUUUGGCCAACUCCGUCUGUGUGGUCUCGUCCACGUUCGCGUCUCUUUUUUUUCUCUCCUUUUUUCUCCUUCGCUGCCCCGCCGUCUCGUGAUCGUGCCUCCACCUUCUCUGUCUCCUUCUCGCUGCUUUGUCUCGACGAACACAAAUGUCUUCUGCGAAUCCUCCCUUUGUUUGUUUCAGGCCUUCAGAGCGCACUGCCUCCGCCGCCCCUGCCGUCGGGUGGCUUUUUUUUCCUGCCAGGAGCGCCGCCGUAUGCGCUUCGCGAGCCUCCCGUCGGCUGUGGAUUGCCUCUCGCGCUGCCUGUUUCUCAGGUUUCCCCGCCGCUCUCUUGGCCUCCUCUGCCAGGGCCUCUCCCUGUGGGUCCGGUCGCCGUCUCCUCCAGAGCGGCAGCGUACGCGCCUGUCUCUCCUCACUGUGCUCCGUCUCCUGUCGCUCCUCGAGGGUGUUCAGGGAACCCACCGUCUUCUCGUUUUCCGCCGCAUGCAAACGCGUCGAGACUUCGCGAACGCGCCCACCAGAGGCCUUCUUCCAGAGACUGGGACACAGACUCGCAACACCACCUGCCUUCCUCUUCCUGCUCCUCUUACGCGUUGGAGGGGCGGUCCGAGUCUUCUUACGCAUGCGAACGCGCGCCAUGGAAGCUCCAGCGAGAAGAACGGGCAGCGCAUGCGCCUUCGGGUGCCGCCUUCUUCUCUGCGGGGGCUGACGGACGGCACAGCGGAAGACCUGGAGAAGAGCGAGGAAGACAGCGUGAGGGAGGAGCUUUUCGGCGGCUGCAGGCGCGGCAGCCGCGUUCCUGAGAAUGCGGGGGCGUAGUCUCCUUCGAAAGAUGCGACGGGGAUGAAGGCCGACUCGAGAGAACAGAGAGAAACUGUCACUUCUCGCUUUGCACUGGAUAUCCAGUAGAGAGAGGUAGAGGGAACCUGGCGUGAGAGGUGAAACGCAGGAGCUAUCGGGGGAGAGGUCACGAAGCCUCGGGCAGACGCACAGAACAAAGAAAGAAGAGAAGCCUUUCUUUGUUGGCAGAGAAGACUCCACGGAGCGUGCAGUCUCAUGUCGCACAUGCAGGCAGAGCCCAGUCAGGUUUCCUUCGAUUUUUUCGCUCACCUGUCGCGUUUGAUUCGAGGGCGUCCUCGCGCGGGUCACUCCCGGGGCGUCCUCGGUUGGCUCUUGCGCAUGCACUUUUGGCCUGCGGGCAGUCCCCGAAAAGGUUGACGCUUUUCCUUUCAGGUUGGCUCUUGGGGGUCUCUGCGUCUUCCGGUGGCUUGUCUUUUUUGCGUCGUGGAAGAAACUGAGAAACGCAAAGGAGUCUGUCUCUCUGGGCUGCGUGAGAGAACGUGGUGACUCAGAUGUCAGUGUGACCAGUACCAUCGUCCUGGGAGGAAUCACCUCUGUGGAUUCUUUAUAAACGUUUUCUGGGGAGGAUAUACUACGAACAGGACUCCAGGCUUUUCCAAGAAAAAAAAGUACUCAGUGCUCCUCAGUUUCCUUCGCCCCACACUCUCGCGCAGAAACUUUCGUCCCCACCGCACUUGGUUCAACCUCCACAGCGUCGCCCCAUGCAGUCCGACUCUGUUCGCAUCUGCAUGCAUACACAGACUGUACCCGUACACCCGAACAAGGAGAGCGCGCAGAGGCCUUUGCGCAUGCGUCUGUGUUUACCGACUCCCUUAGUUAUACAUGCGAACCUACUGUUCGUUUUACUGUGCGCUCAUUCAGCAGCAGACGUGGACCUCCUCGCAUCUGAGGCCUUCUCUCCUUCUGUGCUGC